UGGUGUUGUGCUAGAGGGAGUGGGAGAGGAGGGUGAGGGGUACCCACAAAGAUGUUGCGUGAUUUUUUGUAAAUUUAUUUAUUUAAAUAAAAAUGGCCGCCGCAGAGAGCGGAGAGGAGAGACUAGGUGUGGACAAGAAUGAAGACCAGGAGGGCUCAAAAGACAAGACGCAGAAGCAGAAGAAAAACAAAAGGGAACGGCAAGAUGUGGAAAAACUCGAGGCCACAGUGUCCGUUCCUCCACCCCCGCCCCUCCUUACGCAGGGGGAUGUUGGACAACAGACAGAGGCAGGGAAGUCUGAACCCACUGACCCUGAAGUUGGAGCUGCUCUCAGCGCUCCAGAAUCUUCCGCAUCGGCCAAGCAGCGGCGUUCCAUCAUUCGGGACAGAGGCCCACUGUAUGAUGACCCUUCACUGCCUCAAGGUUGGACGCGCAAGCUGAAACAGCGCAAGUCGGGGCGAUCCGCUGGAAAAUUUGAUGUCUACCUGAUCAACCCAGAAGGGAAAGCCUUCCGUUCCAAAGUGGAGCUCAUGGCGUACUUCCAAAAGGUGGGCGAUACCACCACAGAUCCUAAUGACUUUGACUUCACAGUCACGGGCCGCGGGAGCCCCUCUCGCAGAGAAAAGAGACCGCCAAAGAAGCCUAAAGUGGUCAAACCCUCCGGUCGCGGGAGGGGUCGGCCAAAAGGCAGUGGCAAGGUACGGCAGGCCACGGAAGGGGUGGCUGUAAAGCGUGUCGUAGAAAAGAGUCCAGGAAAACUCCUCGUAAAGAUGCCCUUUGUGGCCCCCAAAACUGAACCAGGGGCUCCAGUGGGGCAAGCGCCAGUUGCCAAAGUGCGCCGAGGCCGCAAGCGGAGAUCUGAACAGGAACUGCCAAGCAUGCCCAAAAAACGUGGCCGCAAGCCAGCAGCCGCUUCGCAAUCGGCGGUGGGGACAGGCUCAGCCGCCGCGUACGCCGCCGCAGCCAUCCUCACCGCCGAGGCCAAGAAAAAAGCUCAGAAGGAGUCUUCCGUAAAGCCUGUUCAGGAGAGGGCGCUUCCCAUCAAGAAACGCAAAACUCGAGAGACUUUAGAGGGGUUGGAAGGAUCAACCGCUUCCACGACGGAGACGUUCGCACCGGGGAUAGCAAAACGACUGACUGCAUCAACUGUGACCCCUACAGGGGAGGAGGUAGAAACGGGACAGAAGUCUCACAAGCAUCCCGGCCGGAAGCACAAAGAGGCAUCCACGGAUCCGGGAAACGGCAGCAGCAGCAGCGGGACGGCAACCAGCGGCAGCGGACCGAAGAGUCACAAGAAGAGAGAUCAGCGAGGGCAGCACUUUAAACACCACCACCAUCAUCACCACCACCAUCUGCAGGCCAUGCCGCCCUCCACCUACACUCCGCAGGCUCACCAGCUCUCCCUGGGUCACUCCACGCAAGGGGGGCCGCCUGCGACCACGGAAAAUGAACCCCAAGACUUGAGCACCUCCAGGCCCAAAGCGGAACAUGUGGCCUGCAGGGAGGAAGCGAGAACUGAUAGCUCCUCGAGCAGGGACGCUCAGAACGCAAGCAAGAUGGCCUCCUCUGACCUGAGAGGGCAGCAGACGACUGUGACGGGGGAUGGCAAGGAGCUGAGAGACAUUGUUCCUCCCUCCGCCGUUCCGAGGCCGAGCCGAGAGGAAACGGUCGAGUCCCGGACACCAGUGAGCGAGCCAGUGAGCUGACUGACUAAGUGACUGAUUGGCAGCGGCUUUGCGUGCGAAGAGUCGGAGGCGGUCGUGGCGAGACGAGUGAUUUUUCGUUCUUUUUUACUGAGGAAAAAAAGAAAAAGGAAAAAAAAAUGUAAACGUACUUAAAGGCAGCUGUUGUGUCUCGUUCUCUCUGUGGGUUGGACGCGGGGCGAUCAUUCUCUUUGCUUCCGGAUGAAUUCUCUGCUAAACUUUUUCUUUAUGGUUUCCUUUUAUUUCCCACUAUAUCUUUGUAUUAGUAUAUCUUAGCACUCACCUAAACCAGUUAUUCCUUUGUCGGAGCUUGUAGGAAGUAGAAACACACUCAAGUGGUAAUGGAUGCACAAGUCACACGCCAUAGUUGUCGUAAAGCGAAACUUUCCGAUCAAAAAUGCUCUCGAAAGUACUAAAAUGCCUCCUAGUCAUGUCAUCUCAACCCUAGCAAAAAGGUGUACUAUCAGUGUGUUCUUCCUUUUGUGUCUAAAACGAAUGGGCAAGUCUGACGGCAAGCUGAAGAAAAUAGGGCCACAUUUCCGAUCUCCACCUUUUCCAUUUGAGUCGGACGCAGCUGUUGCAGCAUCCUCACCUUUGAAAUAAGACGCUAGCUUAACUCCGACAGAAAAGAACUUCCUAGUUGUGGGUUCGUGCCAAGCUGAUAUUUCCAGCCUGUUGACCUGUAAAGAUCAAUUGAAUUUGGAAGUAGUAUUUCCUUUGAGUUGUUGGUCUUUUAAGCGCACGUGUCUAUUAAUUAUCAGUAGUUCAGUUAACUUAAUCACCUGUUUCGGCUGUGCCUGAGAAAAUGCGACUAGAGCGAAAAGCUCUAUUUUUCAUUUUCUCCGGUGGGGAAGAUAAAGCACAAAUGUGUUUGUUAGGGAAUAUUGAAAGCACAGUCCAGUGUAGCAUCUGGAGUAGAUGUCAACUUGCGUAAAAGAAUACGGAAAAAGGAAUGUGUUAUGUUUACCUGCUUUUUUUCCAUGAAGUACAAUUUAAAGAGUGGCCUUGUGUUCUUGCGACACAAAUCCCUAACAAAAAAAAAAGCAUACCGUUUCAAAUGAUGUAGCUUUUGGUUUUAUUGUGUGUGUGUGUGGUUAUAGACUAAUGCCAUAGAGCUGCUGUUCUAAAAACUAUUCUGAUGGGAAAGUUAAUAGAUGGCUAUAUUUAUAUAAUGUCUUGUCAGGCUGUAGCCGUGUCAAAUGCAUGGGUUGCUGAUGUUUGCGUGCUUUGCGUGCUAUUUAUUACAGUACUCCGACAUUGUCUUUCUUGUACAUAAAGCCAGGUUCAGCACUAACGAUGAGGGUCAAACGUUAUAGAUACGUAAAUAUUUUGAAUUAUGAGUAUAAUGAAACAUUACUUGGCAACAAAUGAAAGAAAAACUUGCAUACUUUGUACAAGACCAUGCAAUCAUGAAUAGUCCUAUUAGUUUUCUAAAGCCUACUUUUUCAAAAUGACAGAGAACAGUUGCAAUCAGAAAGGAGGACACCAAAUCACGGCUCCGUGCAUGAAGUUGUUAGAGAUUGGACAUACUAAAGAUGUCUUAGUAAUUAAUUUGAUUGUUCCUUUGGGAUGAAAUGUAAUCCUAAGGAAAUUCUGAACCAAAACUGAGGAAGUUCUUCUUUGUUGAUUAUGUAAAAUUGAUUAGGAUUUUACAGAAACUUUACAGCACUUUUUCUGUUUCAUUUUUGUUUCUUCUUCUAGAUGAAUUGCACCUUACUUUAAAAGCACCUUCACAGAAUCAAAUAUUGCAAUUGUGAGAAGCCUACCCAUUUAUUUGCAUAUGUUUUUCUGGUUAGCCUUGCACAGACUUCUGUUUCAUGUCUGGAGGUUGUAAUUUUCUUCAGAUGUGUGUUAGAAUAGAAUGCAUGUUCAGUGUCGUUAUAAAGAGCCAUUGUUUUGUUUAGAUUUGCUUUUUCUGUAAAAAUACCCCAUAUUUACCAAAUUGUCAUGCAUAAAGGCUACAUUUCACUAAUAAUAGUGAUGGGUCAGGUCCGAGGCGAGUCAAAGUCCUUAGUCAAUUGAAUUUGAGUGGGAAACAGUUUUUAAUGUCUUGUCAUCUUAAUUUUAUGUUGUUACUUAUUUUUAUCUAUCAUGUUACGCAUGACGUGGAUUCGACUGUAC
Messenger RNA from Sinocyclocheilus anshuiensis, 3824 nucleotides. RefSeq names its product methyl CpG binding protein 2 (gene mecp2). Bases 93 to 1706 code for a protein of 537 amino acids. Gene Ontology annotation, cellular component: heterochromatin; nucleus. The record is from RefSeq and is a predicted model, not a curated record. Gene Ontology annotation, molecular function: chromatin binding; double-stranded methylated DNA binding; methyl-CpG binding. The transcript has 3 exons. Gene Ontology annotation, biological process: negative regulation of transcription by RNA polymerase II. Lineage: Eukaryota; Metazoa; Chordata; Actinopteri; Cypriniformes; Cyprinidae.